Molecule: messenger RNA, 1189 nt
Organism: Medioppia subpectinata
Lineage: Eukaryota; Metazoa; Arthropoda; Arachnida; Sarcoptiformes; Oppiidae
Source: the annotation of a GenBank genome assembly
AAAACCAGAAUCUCAUAGCAAACACAUUCACACAGCAUAUACUGUACACAACGCUAUAGCAAUUCCUAUGGCAUUCACGCGGGCCGUCAUCGACAACAUGUUACUAAUAUCAUCGAUACUGACCAUGUGGUCAGUGGCCGUCCACUGCCAACAGAAUCCGACCAUCAGUUUUAUCACAAAAGAGCGGGUGAUCAACAUUGGCGACACUAUUGACCUGUCCUGUUCGGUACAGUACGCCCGCGACUACCCGGUGAUUUGGGCCAAGAUCAAUCCCGACAAUUCCAACAACAACCUGUUCAUUUCGAAGGGCUCGUCACUGUCUAUACCAGAUAAUAGGUACUCGAUUAGGCACGAUGAUGCCAGCAGCACCUAUACCCUACAGAUCAGCAAGAUUCAAGAGAUUGACGCCGGACACUACCAGUGCCAAGUGGUUAUUGGCACGUCUAGCCGAGUUACAGCCGACGUCAAUGUGUUCGUACGGAUACCGCCGGCCAUCAGCGACAACAGCACCCGAUCGGUGAUCACCUCAUCCGGUGCCUCGAUAUCCCUGCAGUGCUAUGCCAUUGGUUUCCCGCAGCCGUCCAUCUCAUGGCGCCGGGAAAACAACGACCUGUUGCCCACGGGUGGCGCCCUAUACCGGGGCAAUAUACUCAUCAUACAUAACGUGACCAAGAAUGACCGUGGUACAUAUUAUUGUAUCGCAGACAACUCGGUAGGCAAGGGGGCCCGGCGUAAUGUGGGCGUCGAGGUUGAGUUUGCACCGGCGGUGACCACUGACCGGCCCCGCUAUGAACAGGCCCUCCAAUACGACGCCGACCUUCACUGCCAUAUCGAGUCGUUUCCCAAUCCCAGCAUUAUUUGGUUGAAAGAUGGCUACGAGCUAAAGGAUUCCCAGCAUCAUCAUAUAUCCAUAUUUUCCACCUCGCACGAAUUUACCGAUUCCGUCCUACGUGUAAAGCGCAUCGAGAAACGCCAUUAUGGUGAAUACGUGUGCAAAGCGAUUAAUAAGCUUGGUGCCGACCAGAAAGUGAUUCACCUGAGGGAAAGUGUGAACGUGGUCUGUCCGCCGAGUUGUGGCAUUGGUUACGCCGGCUUUAUUGGCCGGGCGACCGGCGCCGUUAGGCUCGAUGCCGCGCUCGUACUACUGGCCACCCUAUGUGUACUGUUGGUGUUUAGACGUAUGGUUUAG